AUGCAGAGAUGGGUUCUGAUCUGUUGGGCCCUCCUGGCUCUGGUGGGUGCAGAUGAGUGUCCAGAUGGAGGCGGAUGUAAACAGCGUCAAACCUGCUGCAGAAGCCCAGCCGGAGGCUUCGGCUGCUGCCCCUUCGAUCAGGCUGAGUGCUGUGAGGAUCACGUCCACUGCUGUCCAGCAGACACGGCCUGUAACUCGGCCACGUCCAGCUGUGUGAAUGCAACGGUGUCCAUCCCGUGGGCGGAGAGGACCUCUGCAGAUCUCUCCUCGGUCUCCAAAUCCUUCCAGAUGAUCAGGACCUCCAUGGACGAGGACUCUGAGAACACGUGUCCCGACCAGUCGCGGUGCCCGCCGGAGUUUUCCUGCCUGAAGGCUUCGACCAAGUUUGGCUGCUGUCCCAUUGCAAAGGGAGUCUCCUGCUCUGAUGGACACCACUGCUGCCCUGAGGGACACCGGUGCAGCAUCGACAGCCGCUCCUGCAUCAAAAAAGAAUUUGAGACUACCGUUUUGUGCAAUGACGGCGUGUCUGAGUGUCCAGAAGGUAUGAGCUGCUGUGAAACUCCAGAAGGAAAGUGGGGAUGCUGUCCAAUGCCAAAGGCUGUGUGCUGCGACGAUAAGGAGCACUGCUGCGCCGAAGGGACGACAUGCGACACCAAAAACAUGAAGUGUAUUUCCACAUCUACCAAAAAGGAGUUACCGAUGUGGGCUAAGUUUCCUGCCAGGCAGAGGGCGGACUGGGAGAACCUGCAAGGUAUUGAAGUCCCGUGUAACGAAACGGCAGCCUGUCCUGAAAACUCUACGUGCUGUAAGAACAAAAAAGGGGAUUGGGGCUGCUGUCAUUUAAAAGAGGCUGUAUGCUGUAAAGACUUCAAGCACUGCUGUCCGAAAGGUACAAAGUGCAACAGGGCUAGAAGGACUUGCGAUGACAACUUGGGUUCUGUUCCUUGGGUUGAGAAGGGACCUACAAUCCCCAGAAAAGAUGUUGAACUCCAGGGGACGAUUGUCCCAUGUGAUAGCACCGUGGGCUGUCCUGAUGGCACCACCUGCUGUAAAACCCAACAAGGUGGCUGGGGUUGUUGUCCUUUUCCACAGGCUGUUUGUUGUGCAGACUUCAUCCACUGCUGUCCAAAAGGUAGAACAUGUAACCUGGCUGCUCAGACAUGUGAUGGUGGACUACUGUCUGUUCCCUUGGUCAAGAAGGUUCCCUCAGUUCCCAGAAAAGAUGUUGAACUGGAUGUGAAGGUUGUCCCAUGUGAAGGCGGUGUCGCGUGUCCCGAUGGCAACACCUGCUGUAAAAACAAAGAAGAUCUCUGGGCUUGUUGUCCGCUGCCACAGGCGGUGUGCUGCAGCGACAGGAUGCACUGCUGUCCCAGCGGCUCCACCUGCACUGAACAAGGCUCCUGUGUGCAGAACCCAGAGCUGAACUGGUCCAACUGGAACUGGUUCUACGCCAACAAGAAGAGAACUCAGACGCUGUGAAAACUCAGCCGUCCGUCAUUUUUCUAAAUAAAUAAAAUCGACCUUAAAUUCUUUGUUAGAAAACUGAGGGAAUUGUGAGGGGAUGCACUUUGAUUCUGAUUAUUUAAAUAACUUUGUCAUCUUGGAGUUUAAAGUUUCUGUCUGCACUAAAAUAUCUACC
Messenger RNA from Nematolebias whitei (Rio pearlfish), 1639 nucleotides. RefSeq names its product progranulin. The coding region runs from base 1 to 1479 and encodes 492 amino acids. The record is from RefSeq and is a predicted model, not a curated record. Gene Ontology annotation, cellular component: extracellular region. The transcript is spliced from 10 exons. Lineage: Eukaryota; Metazoa; Chordata; Actinopteri; Cyprinodontiformes; Rivulidae.